AGGAGGCACUGGCGGCGGUUUCAUUCAGGAAAGAAUGAAGAAAGAUAGAGAGAGAAAAGAAGAAAAAGAAGAAAGAGAAGAAAGAGUCGAAAGAAAAGAAGAAAUAGGAGUAAUAAUUACAUCGGCGUUCUCAUGCACGGAGGUUCUUGCUAUUCGAUGCGUAGGGGAUGUCGUAUUCACAGGUAUGGGACCCAACCUCUAUGUGUUCAGGAAUUGCACAUUGUUCGAGAAAAUAAAUUGUCUGGGUUCGAGUAAUAUACAUGGCAUUGAAGCAGGAGCAAAUAAUAAGUUAGCCGUAUUUGGCGCAAGAUCUAUGUGCAUUUGCAAACGUGUUGAAAGAGUGGACAAAAUAAU
This is a messenger RNA of Wasmannia auropunctata (little fire ant), 354 nucleotides long. RefSeq lists its product as uncharacterized. The transcript has 2 exons. Lineage: Eukaryota; Metazoa; Arthropoda; Insecta; Hymenoptera; Formicidae. The record is from RefSeq and is a predicted model, not a curated record. The annotation marks the transcript as partial.